AUGCAGAUCCAGACAGCAAUGGAUGCGAUGAUGUGUAGGGGAUUUUCUAUCACCCUUAUAGGAUCCGCUUGGAGUUGGUACCGUCAGCUCAAACCCAAUUCCAUCGGUUCCUUUACAGAGUUAAGCCGACUAUUCCUUACCCAGUUUAUAAGUGGUAAGAGAAGUCGAAAACCCAACAGUUACCUGCUCACCAUCAGACAAGGGCUAAAAGAGUCGCUAAAGGACUACAUUGCUCGCUUCAAUGAGGAAGCAUUACAGGUAGAAGAUUACGAUGACAAAAUGGCGCUCGCUGCAGUGUUCUAUGGUCUGAAAGAAGAAAGGUUCACUUUCUCCAUUGGGAAGAACCCUCCGAAGACGUUAGCGGACUUCAUCGCAAAAGCCUAA
Messenger RNA from Magnolia sinica, 384 nucleotides. RefSeq lists its product as uncharacterized. NCBI's taxonomy places the organism in Eukaryota, Viridiplantae, Streptophyta, Magnoliopsida, Magnoliales, Magnoliaceae. The transcript has a single exon. The coding region runs from base 1 to 384 and encodes 127 amino acids. The record is from RefSeq and is a predicted model, not a curated record.